CCGCUCAAUUGAAAGUCACUUGAUUGGGUUUCGCGCUUCCUUAAGUGCGUUUCGGUGCAUAAUGGCUGUUGGAGCGGGUGUCAAUUAUUCUCAGGUCUUUAAAUAUAUUAUUGUUGGUGAUAUGGGUGUUGGAAAAAGUUGUCUAAUGCACCAGUUUACAGAAAAGAAAUUCUUCCCUGAUUGUCCUCACACUAUUGGUGUUGAAUUCGGAACUCGUAUCAUUGAAAUAAAUGACCAAAAAGUGAAGCUUCAGAUCUGGGAUACAGCUGGCCAGGAGCGCUUUCGGGCUGUUACUAAGUCCUAUUACCACGGGGCCAUGGGUGCCCUCUUAGUUUAUGAUAUAACGCGACGAUCUACAUUCCACCAUAUCCAGAAUUGGCUCAGUGAUGCUCGCAAGCUGACUUCCGCAAAUACUGUAAUAAUCAUGAUAGGAAAUAAGUCGGAUUUGGAGGAACAACGUGAUGUGUCAUAUGAGGAUGGCAAGACACUAGCGGAUGAAAAUGGUCUAAUGUUCCUGGAAUGUAGUGCAAAAUCUGCAAGAACGGAUGAGCCUGAGCGUAUGAAACCUACUUUCUUCUCUGUUUCGCUUGAAGGAGACAAUGUUGAAGCUGCGUUUCUGGAUACUGCGAAAAAAAUCUAUCAAAAUGUCCAGGAAGGAAGAGUUGCCCUCAUGGCCCCUGGUUGCACACUGGCACGAUGCGUCCUUAUACAUAGUCCUGAUCCCGUGCCGCCUCCCCUCCCUCUUCAAUCGUGUCCCACCUACGCCACUUCUCUGCUCUUUCGCUACGUUGGUGUUGUCAACCUUUGA
Molecule: messenger RNA, 808 nt
Organism: Mesocestoides corti
Lineage: Eukaryota; Metazoa; Platyhelminthes; Cestoda; Cyclophyllidea; Mesocestoididae
Source: the annotation of a GenBank genome assembly